AUGGCGGAUAACCAAAGCGAAAUAAGCUCUGCAGACUCUGCUGAAGCUCAGAAUCAACUACAGAAUGAGCAAUCAGAACACCUCUCAGACUCACCAUGGGCCAAAUUUACCGCGGAACAACUUAUGGAAAACUGUCCAUACACAGUUGCACUCAAGGUCAUCAAUACAGCUCUCUGGGGUGUACCCGCACCGGCGGACGCAAAUGAGACACACGCAACAACGUGGGUCGCUAAAGCUAUCCACGACUACAAUGUGUCAAUGGCCUGGGACGAUGACCUCUUCAUUGACUACAAAUGGGACUUUGAAGGAUGGACGAAGGAGCUAUUUAGCAAGGUUGAGCGUGGUACACUAAGGUCUCUUAAGAGUGUGCUACGACACCGGGGAGUAUACACUGGCAACAAUCACGCCAGGGUGGCGGACUCUCUCUACAACAUUCUAGGUAUAGAGAAUACUCUUGAAUGGGAACCAGCAGAGUUUCGAGCCGUGAAAUUCGACCAACAGUCCGAAGCGUACCAGCGCCAGCAGAGCAAUAAACGCCAACAGGACACUCAGCACACAGUCUAUCCAGCUGUACAACAACCACCGCAAGUACAACAACCGCCGCAAUUACAACAACCGCCGCAAUUACAACAGCCACCGCAAGUACCACAGCCGUCGCAAUUACAACGACCGUCGCAGGGCGAGCAACAAGAGCAGUAUAGAUUCUCUAAGCUAUGGGACAAUAGCAACAAGUAUACAGGGAAUGCGUACGAUCUCCUAGACGAUAAGAUCAAGAUCUUCUUCAGCAUCUGCUGGCAGGUAGAUAUCCAAGAAGAGCAGUUUCACGCAGUGUUUCCCCGUAUCCUUACCGGACGUGCAGAGACAUUCUACAUACAGGUUGUAGAGAGAGAUGACAGCUUUGCUGAUGCGUACAUGGCAAUCAAAAACCACUUCGACCAUGACGUCCAUCACCAGCACUACUACACAGACUGGACGACUACAACCUUCGCUCGCACCCGCACAGAGAACCCCGACAAGGGACUACACGAGGUUCUGCAGAUCCUGCUUGACAAGCUGCAGCUAUGCCAGCGUGCCCUUGGCAAGAACUUUGAGGGCGAGGAUGCCCUACGUACCACUGUCAUCAAUGCCUGCCGAGGAGUACCAGAGCUUGAGAUGGCACUGUUCAAACCAGCCACAAUCUGUGAAGGACUCUUCUCAGACCUACGUUCUGCAGUUGAGACACACCUUGCACGGCAACACACUGCCCAGAUGGUCACAGAGGACCAAUAUUACUUAGAUCGCCGAUACAACGGCAAUAGAAGAAUCCGAGGUGGAUCUCGAGGUGGAGGAGGAUUCAGAGGCGGAUCCAGAGGAGCAUAUCGAGGAGGCGAGCAGCGCGACGACAACGGACGAGGAUUCAAGCCACGCUGGAGGAAGAAAUGCUUUGUUUGCCAGAAGGAAGGAUGCUGGUCUACCAACCACACAGACGAAGAGCGCAAGGCUGCCCGUACACAGUUCUUCUCUACGCUAUACUUUACAGGUACACAGCCCCCCAAGGACUUCUCCGUACAUCUUGCAGAAUACGAAGGGAUCGAGCACACUAGCCAGUACAAUCAGAGAGGCUGGAGAGAGGAGGAAGACUGCGAGGAUGACGACGAUGACGACGUCGCGGAAGCAUACCUUGAACACCAGUUUUUCACGGAGCAAUGCCUUGCAGAUCAGGCGUUCUUGCACCACAUCUCUGGCGACGACGUAUACCGCCAAGACGCGCCAUCAGCGCCAGCGUCACAGCUCCUGCUUGAAGACCGCUACACAAGAUCUGUGUACCAAGGGAUCCUACCGGAUACAGGCGCUGCCAACGUAUCCACAGUUGGCAAGGAGCAGUACCUUGCACUCACAAGGGAAGAUCCUACAGUUAGGAUGGAUACGUCUACAGCAGGAAAGGCAUCUAUCAAAUUCGGCAAGGGCGAGGCUACAUCAUCUAUUGGCACUGCACAGGUCUCUACAGACAUUGGGACGAUCAACUUUGAGGUGCUUGACGCACCUACACCAUUCUUAUUGUGCCUUGCAGACAUGGACAGGUUAAAGGUCUACUUUAACAACACCACAGAUGAGCUAGUCCAGGGUGACCUCCACAGCUCCGCACCGCGCCGAUUCAAAUUCACUCUCAAGGAUGAUCACCACUUCAACUAUGAGAUCCUGGUGGAUGUGAUGUACCUGAGCAACAAACCUGUACUGCAUGUGGUCGAUUCCUCAACAGCGUUUCAAGGCGCGAGGUUCCUUAGCGCUAUCUCAGCUAAAGAAACAUGGCAAGCACUGCGGAUACUAUGGAUCGACACGUAUCAAGGACCACCAGACAUUAUCACGCAUGACGCAGGCACUAACUUUGCAAGCACAGAGUUCCGCGCAGAAGCAAAGAUCAUGGGAGUCACAUGCAAGCAAGUACCUACGGAGGCGCACUGGUCUAUCGGCAAAACUGAGAGGUACCAUGCACCUCUACGCCGCGCAUGGGACAUACUCUAUGCAGAACUCACUGACACUAUGUCCGACGACGCGAUUCUCCAGAUGGCUGUGAAGGCUGUCAACGAUACUGCUGGCCCCGAUGGACUAGUCCCGACGCUACUGGUCUUUGGAGCGUACCCACGAAUGACUGCAGAGUCACCGCCAUCCCCGUCAAUGGUCAAGCGCAGCGAGGCUAUUCAAAAGGCGACGAAAGCCCUACGCAAGAUCACGGCAGAGCACCAAGUUGCAGACGCCUUGAACACCCGCAAUGGACCAGCCACUGCAGACAUGCUCGCGCUCCCACUCCAGAGCGAAGUCUUAGUAUGGAGAGAGAGUGAUGGCUGGAAUGGCCCGUACAAGAUCGCCAGUACAGAUGGCCACAACGUCACUGUUGACAUGGUCAAUGGUCCAACGACAUUCAGAUCCACUGUCGUCAAGCCAUACUACAGACCGGACCACCUUUGGAGCGACCCCGAUGCGCCACACGCGCCGAAUGAGCCGCAUGAGCCGGGUAGCAGUACCACCGGCAGUGCAACCACGCAGGAGAGGCCGCCCUCCAGGGUCAAAGAACAAGCGGAAGGCGCACGCCGAUGUAGCCAGCGCCUGAUUAUGUCGCUGGCGCCCGAGAUGGUACAACGCGGAAUGAACAUCGAGCUCCGUGACAUUACGCAGGCGUAUCCCCAGGCGCAGACAACCCUGAAGAGGACGAUACUCGCACAUCUUCCUACUGAGCUAGUCCAUCGAUAUCCAGAAGGCACGCUACUCCAUGUGAUCAAGCCGCUGUAUGGAAUCGCUGAGGCAGGAGUCCACUGGUGGACAACGUAUCACGGACACCAUUGCAAGGAACUGGACAUGGCAACAUCGACGUACGACCCAUGCCUAUUGAUCACGAACAGAGACGACGCAGGCAUCUUCGGCAUCGUUGGCAUGCAGACAGACGACACUCUCAUGCUCGGGACACCAGCGUUCUCGUCACGUGAAGAGAAGAAGAUCCAGAAGGCAGAGUUCAGGUCAAAGCCAAAAGCAAGGCUGACACCAGAAGUGCAGUUAGACUUCAAUGGAUGUACACUCACGAUGGACGCCAGCAGAGUCUUGACCCUUAGGCAGAAAGGACAAGGAGGAAGGAUCAGGCUUGUGGAUAUCAGGGCACCCGACCGCGCGCAACAGUACACCGAGCAGCGCGCCCGCGGAGCGUACAUCGCAUCAACAUGCCAACCAGAGGCGUCAUUUGACCUGUCCGUCGCUGCUCAAGCUCAGCAACCAUCAGACGAGGACAUCAAGGCACUCAACAAACGCCUGAAAUGGCAGAUGGAGAAUCUCGAUCGUGGCCUGCGCUACGUCACUGUCAAUCUUAUGGAGGCCAAGUUGAUGGUCUUUGUGGAUGGCUCCUUUGCCAACAACAAGGACCUCAGCUCACAGCUAGGCUUUGUCCUUAUGCUCGUCAACGAGUCUAUUGACGUCAACACCUUCACAAUACAGGGCAACGUGAUCCACUACAGCUCUACAAAAUGCAAGCGCAUCACACGGAGCGUACUGGCCUCAGAGAUCUACGGCAUGGUCAACGGCUUUGACAUAGGCAUUGCAGUUGCAACCACGCUGAGGAUAGUUACAGAACGACUUAGACUACCUGCAAUUCCCUUGGUUAUCUGUACAGACUCGUACUCCUUGUACGAGUGCCUAGUAAAGCUUGGGACGACGAAGGAAAAGCGUCUCAUGAUCGACAUCAUGGCGCUGCGCCAAUCAUAUGAGCGUCGCGAGAUCACGGAGAUCCGCUGGAUCAAUGGUGAAGACAAUCCUGCAGACGCCUUCACCAAGGCAUCGCCAAACCGCGCUCUUGAACGCUUUAUUGACGGCAAUAAGCUGACAGUCCGAGUAGAGGGAUGGGUGCAGAGGCCGACAAGCUUUGAUGGUUGAUGCUACACACAGUUACCAUCAACACAUACUGUCACUACCGAUACAAGCAGAGUUACUAGCUACCCAGAAAGAAAAGACUUCCAGUGUCGGAUCGUGAGUAUCGGUAGAGACGUCGGCUGCUGGACACUUCGGCCCGACUUCGGCCCACCUUGCGCAGAGCUUAGGUAUACCUUCGUAGCAGCUGUGUUCGUAAUAAAUCAAUCACCAUCACC
Molecule: messenger RNA, 4607 nt
Organism: Pyrenophora tritici-repentis Pt-1C-BFP
Lineage: Eukaryota; Fungi; Ascomycota; Dothideomycetes; Pleosporales; Pleosporaceae
Source: RefSeq, a predicted model, not a curated record